Messenger RNA from Drosophila hydei, 819 nucleotides. RefSeq lists its product as uncharacterized. The transcript has a single exon. NCBI's taxonomy places the organism in Eukaryota, Metazoa, Arthropoda, Insecta, Diptera, Drosophilidae. The coding region runs from base 1 to 819 and encodes 272 amino acids. The record is from RefSeq and is a predicted model, not a curated record.
AUGUUGGCGGCGGGGCUGAUGGUAAAUGUGGCAUUGGCUUUGCCCCUCAAUCUGGACGAGAUCCAGGAGACCGCUGAGACCGAUGAGCAGCUGCUUAAGCUGCUCGGUGGUCAAAGCAUGGAGGAGGCGGUUAUCAGUGCAGAACAGGAGAAGCUGCGUAUGCGACGCCAGCCUAUUGAGGAUCCUGAUCGAGUGAAUCAUGUCGACUGCCACUCGCAUUCGCAUUCGCAUCCCGAUGAGCUGGCACAUGAGCUGCACGGCCAUAAGCAUGGGUUGCGUGAGCGACGAGCAGCUGGCGACAAUUCCAGUGGUUCAUCGGAAGAAAAAAAACCAGAGCAAAAGGAAGAGAAAAAGGAAAAACAUGUAGCUGGUGAGGAUUCCGUUGGCUCAUCGGAAGAAAAGGGCCAGGUACAAAAGGAAGAGAAAAAGCAGAAAGAUGCUAUUUCCCCGGAAUUAAAGGUGAAACAGGCACAUGUAGUUGGUGAGGAUUCCAGUGGCUCAUCGGAAGAAAAGGGCCAUGGGCAUGCGGCACCCGCAAAGCGUCGUCGUCGAGCAGCUAGUGAGGAUUCCAGCGCGUCAUCGGAAGAAAAUAACCAGGGACAAGAGGAAGAAAAGAAGCAGAAAGAUGUUAUUGCUCUACCUGGUGAGGAUUCAAGCGCUUCAUCUGAAGAAGCGGCGCUGGGCAAAGAGAGGCCAUUGGUCCCGGAGCAGCCAGAGCCCACGCUGCUGGAGAAGGAUAGUAGCUCGUCAGAGGAGAUCCCAAGACGUAAGAAGCGGCGAGCCCAGAAACCCAUGUAUAAUAAGUCCUAUUUUUACUAA